ACUGAUAUCAACAGUCAACGCUGCGGAUGCUGAUAAUGGGUCGUAUGGAAAAGUAUCGUAUUCCAUGGCCUCGAGAGAUGCAAAGGAGUUGUUUCAGAUAAAUGCGGAAACAGGAGAGAUCAGAGUAUCAGACAAAUUAGAUUACGAAGAGGAAAACAAUUAUCAGUUGAAUGUGAAAGCAAAAGACCACGGUGGACUUUCCGAUAUAUGUAAAGUUGUUAUUGAAAUUACUGACGAGAAUGAUAAUUCUACAACAAUACAACUGAUGUCUUUUUCCAAUACCAUAGCAGAGAAUUCCCCUCCUGGAACUACAGUAGCCGUGAUAAAUGCAGAGGAUGCAGAUGCUGGAAAGAACGGCGCGGUGCACUGUUCUAUAAACCCAGAUAUCCCUUUCAAAAUGGAGUCGUCAAUGACCGACUAUUAUAGCUUAGUAACUGAUGGUAUCCUCGACCGAGAAUCGAUUUCAGAAUACAAGGUCACCAUAAAUGUAUCAGACGACGGGACACCGAUUCUCUUCAGUAAUAAAACAGUGACAGUGAAAGUGACAGAUGUCAAUGACAACCCACCCGCCUUUGACCGCUGUGUCUAUGAGGCAUUUGUACCGGAGAACAAUUCCCCGGGGGUCUCCAUAUUUAUUAUCAGGGCGAGUGAUGCUGACUCUGGACAAAAUGCGCGCUUGUCCUACUACCUGGAGAACAGUGAGAUAAAUGGGGCACAGGUCUCUUCACUGGUCUCGGUCAAUUCAGAGAAUGGGGUUAUUCAUGCGGUGCGCUCAUUUGAUUAUGAACAAGUAAAAGAGUUUAAUUGUAAUAUAACUGCGCGAGACGGAGGGUCUCCGCCCCUCAGUGCUACUGUUACUGUGCACAUUUCUAUCCAAGACCAGAACGAUAACGCGCCUCAGGUUCUCUUCCCAGUACAGACAAGUAGCUCUCUGGUGGCUGAAAUGGUGCCUCGUUCAGCAGAUGUGGGCUAUCUUGUCACUAAAGUGGUGGCUGUUGAUGUGGACUCUGGACAGAAUGCCUGGCUCUCAUAUAAACUGCAGAAGGCUACAGACAGGCCGCUGUUUGAAAUAGGCCUACAGAAUGGAGAAAUAAGAACCAUACGCCAGGUCACUGAUAAAGAUGCUGUGAAACAAAGAGUCGCUGUUGUAGUGGAGGACAACGGGCAGCCAUAUCGAUCAGCUACAGUCAAUGUGAACGUGGCGGUGGCGGACAGCUUCCCUGAAGUGCUUUCAGAAUUCAGUGACUUUAUGCAUGACAGGGAUUACAACGAUAACUUGACUUUUUUAUCUUGUUUUGGCCUUGGCUGUCGUGUCUUUUCUCUUCAUCUCGUGUGUAGUGGUUAUAAUAUUGGUUAAGAUCUACAGAUGGAGACAAUUUCGCAAC
Molecule: messenger RNA, 1385 nt
Organism: Oncorhynchus nerka (sockeye salmon)
Lineage: Eukaryota; Metazoa; Chordata; Actinopteri; Salmoniformes; Salmonidae
Product: protocadherin gamma-A9-like
Exons: 1
Coding region: 65-1357 (430 amino acids)
Biological process (GO): homophilic cell-cell adhesion
Cellular component (GO): plasma membrane
Molecular function (GO): calcium ion binding
Source: RefSeq, a predicted model, not a curated record